Zychaea mexicana is the source of this 1910-nucleotide messenger RNA. RefSeq lists its product as uncharacterized. The transcript is spliced from 4 exons. Gene Ontology annotation, molecular function: oxidoreductase activity. The record is from RefSeq and is a predicted model, not a curated record. Lineage: Eukaryota; Fungi; Mucoromycota; Mucoromycetes; Mucorales; Lichtheimiaceae. The coding region runs from base 457 to 1827 and encodes 456 amino acids.
AACAACUUGCGGGUUUCGGUGAAAAUCAUAAGGUUUUUGCAACAGCAUGGGGGGGUUGGAUGGGCGUCUUACCAAGAAGUUUUCUCCUAACCUGUAUGGUAUAUUGUACAAAGCGUACGAAAACACACAGCGAGAGCACGAACCCAAUAACCUCAUAAAGGGUGCAAUUCGUCAAAUGUUCUUUUUAAAGGCAAAAGGGAAAAAACCCUAUCAGUUAGGCCACGUUUUUUGAUUAUUUCUCCCGAGCUUCUAUUUUGAGCUUGGUCCAGUUUUUCUAUCAGUGCUGUGAAAUGCUGGAUACUACACCUCAGGUGUGGCAGUGUGGUGACUCGGUUUCUAUAUUAUUCACACAAAGCUGCUCCAAAAAAAGGUCGCUUUAAUAUAUAAAAGAGCGAUCUCCGCAUAUCUUCGCCUUUUCUCUUUCUUAUUUUUCCUUACCACACGUAUACCUCUCAAAUGAUGACCAGCACCCGGCUCUUAUCGCAGCAACAACAGCAACAGACCACGCCAUCUUCGUAUCUCUAUUUACACCAGCAACAUGCAUGCAGCAACAAUGCUGCUGCUGCUGCUGAAGACGCUGAUAAUAACAACACCACAUUAUCCAGUUCCCGCCAUAUGCUGCUUGGCAUGAUCAAAGAACACCAUGCCUCCUUUUUGAUGGAGCAUCGAGACCGUCCAAAUGUUCUUAUCAGAGUCCUUGUAGGGCUUCAUGAGUUUGGAGCCAAAGAUGACCAGCUUGCUCAAGUGUACAGCCAGCUCUAUCCCGAGCUCACUCCAUUGAGAAGAGCCCACGUUCACAUCGACCGAGAUAACUGGCUCGAAUUUCUAGGCAACUCAGGAUACUAUGGUGACUACCUUGCCUUUUUCGACCAGCAGCUUGACGAACUCGGUAUGAAAGGGUUGUUGGAGCAAUAUUUUUACACCAGUCCCUUGCAACACUCGCUGGGUUCACAGCUGCAGCCGCUUGUGCAUCUGGCUUUUGGAAUUGAGCAGAAUUUGCCGCACGUCGUGACACAAGGUUUAGCUUAUACAGCCAGCACGUAUUUGGAUGCCUCGGAGCUAUGCGAGCUGACGCGUCAGGAACAAGAACAAAGGCAGCAACAACCGGUGACGCUGACGACCACGAAUGACGAAUUGUUGUUUGACUUGGUAGGCGCCGAUCAGCGCUUCGGCGGCAAGAUCGAUGGCCGCAACACGUUCCAUUCUUCCGUUAAGGUUUUGCUAAAGAGCAAAGCCGAUCUUCUGAAAACAUACAUGGCUGUGUGGCAAAACAUUAGCAGUACUGCUACUACUACUACUGCUACCAACACGACUUCAUCAAUACCGCAGCACCAGCAAGCGCUAAACCAACUCAUUGCCAUGGCCACACGUCUCAUCACAUAUAGUAACCAUGUCAACCAGGGCCAAAUCGAACUUGACUGGUUCCUUGGCGGCGGUCAGUUGCUUGCUUCAGCACUUGCCAUCCAAACAAUGAUCGACCAUUGUCCUCCAACCUUAUCAGUGGACUCGCUCGUCAACCUCCAAUUCCUUGCCACGCUAUGCACCUACAUAGUUCAGGGCCGCCCUCCUCGUGCCCAUUAUGCUCCUUACAACAACAACAACUAUACCAGCGCUACUGCGCCUCUACCCUCACCGCCUUUGGACUGGUCUGAUUGCGUGGCUGCUGUCGUCCAAUCCGCAGAUCCCAAGGCUAUCCUCACUAUGCACUCGCUCAAGCGUGCCGCACAUUCCAUUGGUAAUGACGACCAUCUCUAUCUCGACACAGCCAACUUUUUGGUCAACUUUGUGCAUGAUGGUAUCUGGGUCAAAGGUGGCAUUGGUUGGUAAAAGUGUACCCUGUUGUAUAUAUUCCUAAAAGAGUCAGAUAAUAAACCUGGUUUCCUCAAGCAAGCCUGUUUCUCCGAACUUUA